This is a messenger RNA of Raphanus sativus (radish), 837 nucleotides long. Its product is annotated as agamous-like MADS-box protein AGL62. The record is from RefSeq and is a predicted model, not a curated record. The coding region runs from base 1 to 837 and encodes 278 amino acids. Gene Ontology annotation, biological process: positive regulation of transcription by RNA polymerase II. NCBI's taxonomy places the organism in Eukaryota, Viridiplantae, Streptophyta, Magnoliopsida, Brassicales, Brassicaceae. Gene Ontology annotation, molecular function: protein dimerization activity; RNA polymerase II cis-regulatory region sequence-specific DNA binding; DNA-binding transcription factor activity, RNA polymerase II-specific. The transcript has 2 exons.
AUGGUGAGAAAAAGUAAAGGUCGUCAAAAAAUAGAGAUGGUGAAAAUGAAAAACGAAAACAAUCUUCAGGUUACUUUCUCAAAAAGAAGAUCUGGUCUUUUCAAAAAAGCUAGUGAGCUUUGCACACUUUGUGGUGCUGAAAUCGUUGUUAUUGUAUUUUCUCCUGGUAAAAAAGUUUUUUCUUUUGGUCAUCCAAAUGUUGACUGUGUAAUUGAUCGCUUCGUAAACAUUAAUCCACCACAUCCUCGUGAACACACCGACAUGCAACUUAGCGAAGCCCAUCGAAAUGCAAUUGUGCGAGAUCUCAACAAUCAUCUCACUCAAGUAACAGAAGAAUUCGAAAUUGAGAAAAAGAGGAAUGAAGAGUUAAAGAAAAAGAGAAAAAAUAGAAGAAUGCCUGAGAAUUGGUGGGAAGAACCUAUAGAAAAAUUAACCUUAAGCCAGCUUACUGAAUUCAAAUGUGGUUUGAAAAAUUUGAGAAAGACAGUGACUGCUGAAGCCUCCAAGAAUCUUCAAGCAAUUGUUCCGCGUCAUACCUUCUAUGCUGGAAGUUCAAAUAAUGCUGCUUUUGGGAUCUGUGAUGAUAAAGGUAAUACCCACACUGAUUUAGAUGUGUAUAAUCAUCAAAGAAUGGUGGCAGCGAAUACAUUCGCUUGCAAUCAUCACAACGUGAUUGUUCCUCAUCAUAUUACAACACCAUUUGGGAACAGUAUAACUGAAGGGUUCGCUCCAGAAUACAAUCAAAACCAGAACCAGUUAUGUUUUAAGCAAGAACACAUUUCUGAGUGUGACCAUCAUUCAAAUCAUCCUCCUCGUUUCGGACAUGGUUAUUAUUAA